AUGAAAUUGAAUGAAUUCCUUACGCUAUUCCUUUUUUGGAUGGGUGUUGCUGUGCAUGCUACGCAGGUGAUGUAUCCCAGAGGUGAAGAAUAUGAUUUGAUAGAAGUUGAAGUACGGGAUUUUACCAAUGCUGUUGAAAAGUAUAUGACAGUGGAUAAAGUUUCCAAGAGAGAUUUGGAGUCAAUUGCUGGAUCUCUCAAUCAGAUGUUGACCAAGAAUAACAGAACAAGAUAUUUGGAUUACGCUUUGGACCUUGUUGAAGCUACUAAUAUCGUACCUUGGAGUGCUAUGUUUAUUAUAUCCCAUAACACCACUUUGAAAAUUGCCGAACUGAUUGUUAAGUUUAGUUUACCUUUAUUGCUCAGAGCAAACUUCACCAUGGUAUUCAAUGCGUUGGAUGAUUCCGGGUUGUUCUAUUCAAUUAUUGCUGGGACAUUGGAGGAUAGUAGGUUCUUCCCAUCGCUUAAACAAGUUGUUUCUAAAUUGCUUCUGGGAGGAAUCCUUAAAAGGGAAGACAUUUUAGAAGCUGCUGGUAAGGAUUCAACUCAACUUUAUGCUAGAGAUUUGCUUCCUCCUGUUUCCUCUCAUGAGUUACAACUUCAAGCUAGAGAACUUUCGGAGUUAACUGACUAUUAUAGCCCUGUUAAGCGUGACAACAUUGAAGAUUUAAUGACCACUAUUUUUGGGUCGGUUGCUAGGUCUGGAAUUGUUCCCAGUACAAUCAACAGUCUUUUAGCCAAUUCCAAGUUCCAAGACUUUGCUGUGACCUUAAUCAAGGCUUCAUUUAGUAAAAUAGGAAGUUUGGUGACUCAUUUGAACUUAUCAGCCGUAACUCCUAUCAUAUCUGCCUUGUUUGACUCUGGCUUACUUGUUCACACUCUUGAAAGAGCUUUGACCGAUACCAAGUUACACCAGGCAUUGAUCAAUGAUCUUGGUUCGUUGAUCAAGCGUGGAGAUCUUACCAUUGAAGAAUUAAUGGAUCCUAACUAUGUCAAGAGAGAAGAAACAGCUACUAUAUCUACUUUUGCAACUAUUGAAACCGUUGCAACUGUCGCAGCAACCGUUGAUGUUACCACUGAAACUGCUGUACCUUCAAUCUCUCUCUCUCUGGGCGGACACAAACCUUCUUCCGGCUGGCUCGGACGUGCAGUGCUCUUUUUGAGUCCAAUUAUGUUGAUAUAA
This is a messenger RNA of Lizanozyma spartinae, 1182 nucleotides long. It is a transcript of the gene PGA17, whose product is annotated as Pga17p. NCBI's taxonomy places the organism in Eukaryota, Fungi, Ascomycota, Pichiomycetes, Serinales, Debaryomycetaceae. The coding region runs from base 1 to 1182 and encodes 393 amino acids. The transcript has a single exon. The record is from RefSeq and is a predicted model, not a curated record.